Molecule: messenger RNA, 741 nt
Organism: Cajanus cajan (pigeon pea)
Lineage: Eukaryota; Viridiplantae; Streptophyta; Magnoliopsida; Fabales; Fabaceae
Source: RefSeq, a predicted model, not a curated record
AUGGAUUCUACACUUAGAUUAUCCAAAGAUUCUGGCACACCAUUAGAUGAUAUCUCAUCUUACAGAAGACUCAUUGGAAGGCUGCUCUAUUUGACUACAACUCGCCCAGAUAUUACUUAUGCUGUCCAACAAUUAAGUCAAUUUCUUGAUUCUCCCACUGAUGUCCAUCUUCAGGCAGCUAACCGUAUCCUUAGAUAUAUCAAAUCUUGUCCUGGUAAAGGUUUUUUCUUUCCUUCCACAUCAGAUUACAAGCUUCAUGCUUUCAGUGAUUCAGAUUGGGCUGGAUGUCCAGAUUCUAGGCGCUCUAUCACAGGUUAUUGUAUCUUCUAUGGUGCAUCUCUUGUUUCUUGGAAAACAAAGAAACAAACAACUGUCUCUAAGUCAUCCUCAGAAGCUGAGUACAGAGCCCUAGCUUCUACAGUUUGUGAAGUUCAAUGGUUAAGUCAUCUUCUCAAGGAAUUGAAUCAUGCAACGCAAGUACCUUGUAACCUGUUUUGUGAUAAUCAGUCUGUCAUUCACAUUGCUCACAAUGACUCUUUCCAUGAAAGGACUAAACAUAUUGAGCUAGACUGUCAUAUUGUUCGCGAAAAACUACUCUCUGGAUUAAUACACCUUUUGCCUGUCUCCUCUUCUAAUCAGUUAGCUGACAUCCUCACAAAGCCUUUAGCUUCUUCUAGCUUUUCUCACAUCUUAUCCAAGCUAGAUAUGUUAGACAUACAUUCUCCAACUUGCGGGGGCUAA